AUGAAUAUCGCCUUUCUGGUUUCCCUGUUCCUGCUAAACUCAGAUCGCAUUCAGAAAGCCAUUGAGAUAUGCAGCGAAUGUUUGAUUUUGCUAAAUAACAUCGAUCAAAACAGCAAAGACCGAUUUAAUUCACAACUGCUACUACUUUACAGUGCCAUCUGUAACGUUCUUUUUAGCGCAUAUCGUCGUAUCUCUGACUACAUAAAUGCAGAAAGAUACGGCAGAAAACUGCUUGACUUAUACAGCGAGUCUGGUGACUUAGUAAAAGAAGGAGAUGUAAGCAUAGCUCUAGCAGAGAUUUUUGAGAGUCAAAAUAGGUUUACAGAGGCCAAACAACUUUACGAAAAAGCAAUUAAUGUAAAGAGACAAACCGGUGAGAAAAUUGGAGAAGCAAGCGCCUGCGAAACACUGGGAAUUAUGUUUUAUAAACUUGGCGAAAACCUAAAGGCUGAAGAGUAUCUCCAAAAAGCCCUUGUCAUCAGAACUGAGAUUGGUGACAGAGAAGGAGAAGCAUCAUGUCAUGAAAACCUAAGUACUGUGUUUAAGUCUUUAGGGCAGUACAAGAAGGCUAAAGAGCAUCUCCAGAAAGCCCUUGUCAUCAGAGCUGAGAUUGGUGAUAGAAAAGGAGAAGCAUCAUGUUAUGGACACCUAAUUACUGUGUUUGAGUCUUUAGGGCAAUACGACAAGGCUGAAGAGUAUCUCCAAAAAGCACUUGGUAUCAGAACUGAGAUUGGCGACAGAGAAGGAGAGGCUGCUGACUACGGAAACUUAAGUACUGAGUUUUGGUCGCUCGGACAAUACGACAAGGCUAUAGAGUAUCUCCAAAAAGCACUUCUCAUCACAACUGAAAUUGGUGACGUAAAAGGAGAAGCAUCAUGUUAUGGAAGGCUAGGUACUAUGUUUGAGUCUCUAGGGCAGUACGACAAGGCUGAAGAGUAUCUCCAAAAAGCGCUUAUCAUCAGAACUGACAUUGGCGACAGAAAUGGAGAAGCAUCAUGUUAUGGAAACCUAGGUAUGGUGUUUCAGUCGCUCGGGCAAUGCGAUAAGGCUAAAGAUUAUCUCCAAAAAGCGCUUGUCAUCAGAACUGAGAUUGGCGACAGAAAAGGAGAAGCAUCAUGUCAUGGAAACCUAGGUACUGUGUUUAAGUCUUUAGGGCAGUACAACAAGGCUAAAGAGCAUCUCCAGAAAGCGCUUGCCAUCAGAACUGAGAUUGGUGAUAGAAAAGGAGAAGCAGCUGACUACGUAAAGCUAGGUGGUAUGUUUGACUCACUCUGGCAAUACGAAAAGGCUAAAGAGUAUGUCCAAAGGGCGCUUGUUAUCAACACUGAAAUUGGCGACAGAGGAGGAGAAGCAUCAUGUUAUGGAAGCUUGGGUAUUGUGUUUGCGUCGCUCGGGCAAUACAACAAGGCUAAAGAGUAUUUCCAAAAAUCGCUUGUCAUCAGAACUGACAUUGGCGACAGAGAAGGAAAGGCUGCUGACUACGGAAACCUAGGAGCUGUGUUUGAGUCGCUCGGGCAAUGCGACAAGGCUAAAGAGUAUCUCCAAAAAGCACUUGACAUCAAAAUUGACAUUGGCGACAGAAGAGGAGAAGCAUCAUGUUAUGAAAACCUAGGUACUGUGUUUCAUUCGCUCGGGCAGUACGACAAAGCGAAAGAGUAUCUCCAAAAAUCGCUUGACAUUAGAACUGAGAUUAGCGACAGAGAAGGAAAGGCUGCUGACUACGGAAACCUAGGAGUUGUGUUUGAGUCGCUCGGGCAAUGCGACAAGGCUAAAGAGUAUCUCCAAAAAGCACUUGACAUCAGAAUUGACAUUGGCGACAGAAAAGGAGAAGCAUUAUGUUAUGCAAACCUAGGUGCUGUGUUUGGGUCUCUUGGGAAGUACGAGAAGGCUAAAGAGUAUCUUCAAAAAGCGCUUGGCAUCAUAACUGAAAUUGGCUACAGAAAAGGAGAGGCAGAUACCUACGCAAACCUAGGAUCGGUGUUUAAGUCUCUGGGGCAGUACGAAAAGGCUAGAGAGUAUGCACAAAAAGCGCUUCUCAUCACAAAUGAGAUUGGCGACAGAAAUGGAGAAGCAUCAUGUUAUAUAAACCUAGGGAAUGUGUUGCGGUUGCUCGGACAGUACGACGAGGCUAAAGAGUAUCUCCAAAAAGCGCUUCUCAUAACAACUGAAAUUGGCCACAGAAAUGGAGAAGCAUCAUGUUAUGGAAACCUAGGUACUGUGUUUGAGUUGCUCGGACAAUACGAUAAGGCUAACGAGUAUCUUCAAAAAUCUCUCGUUAUGAGAACUGAAACUGGCCACAGAGCUGAAGAAGCAUCAUGUUAUGGAAACAUAAGUAAUGUGUUUGCGGCUCUUGGGCAGUGCGACAAGGCCAAAGAUUAUCUACAAAAAGCACUAGCCAUCAGAACCGAAAUUGGUCAUAAGCCAGGGGAAGCAGCAGUUCUUGCAAAAUUUGGAAGUGUGUGUAGAACUGUUGGAGAUUACGAGGCUUCGGAAGUAUGCUUGGAGAAAGCUUUAUUUAUAUCCAGAGAUAUUGGAGAUAGAAGAAAAGAGUUCCAAAUCCUUCUAGACUACGCCAUUUUGUAUUUAUUACAAAUUAAAAUCAAAGACGCCCUGUCAUGUCUUCAUCUGUGCAUUGAAAAGUAUGAGGAGCUGAGACAUUUCUUGGGCGCCAAUGAUCACUUUAAAACAUCAUUUCUGGAGCACUCAGGAAUAUUUCCCUACAAGCUGCUUUGUAGUUUGCUUUGUGUUACCGGACGUGCUCGUGAUGCUCUUUAUGUUGAGGAGUUGGGUCGAGCCAGAGGCCUAUCUGACUUGAUGGCAGAGAAGUACUCUGUUAAAACGCAUAUCUCUGCUAAUCCGCAAUCUUGGUUUGGCAUUGAAAACAUUUUUAGAAAGGAAAUUAACUGUACUUGUCUGUACAUUUCUUAUUCUCAAAAUCAUCUGGAUUUAUGGAUUUUGAAAACAAGUGGAGUCCUUCACUAUAAAAGAAUAUCAGUAGAAGAGACUCUAGUUCAGGCUGGGUUGCCUAAAGAUUUGCCUUUGAGUAAAUAUUUGACUAAUAAUUUCCGGAGUCUUGGUAUUUUGCCCAUUGAAGAUUGCGAAGAUCGGUCUUUAAAUAUGAUUAAAUUUCAACCUCUCUCCCCCGAACAAAAGAGCUCAGCAAGAUUACGACUCGUGGUGGACGACGAGGAAGUCAUUUCAAGUCUAUCUUUGUGUUACACACUGUUUAUUGCCCCCGUUUAUGAUUUGCUUGAUGAGCCUGAAGUCAUUAUUGUUCCUGACAGCAGUUUGUACAAAGUUCCCUUUGCAGCCCUGAGUGAAAAGGAGGGAGUUGAAUACCUGUCAGAGACUCAUAAGAUCCGUAUCAUUCCUUCUUUGACGACACUCAAGAUCAUUCAAGAUAGUCCAGAGGACUAUCACAGCAACACUGGUGCCUUGAUAAUAGGCAAUCCCAGGGUUGAUUGGCUGCCGCCAUUGCCAGGUGCAAGAAAGGAAGCGGAGAUGGUCGGAAGACUGGUGGGUGUUCCGCCCCUGGUAGAAGAGAGAGCAACGAAGCAGGCGGUACUAGAGCGGAUAAGUUUAGUGAGCCUGAUACAUUUUGCUGCCCAUGGUGACGCCGAAAGGGGAGAAAUUGCCCUCUGCCCCAACAUCCCUAUUCCCAACAGUCAAAAUGCUAUCCCACCACAGGAAGCUUACAUGUUGACGAUGGCUGAUGUCUCACGAGUGAAAGUCAGAGCUAAACUAGUGGUACUUAGCUGCUGUCACAGUGGAAGUGGAGAGGUAACAGCCGAGGGAGUUAUAGGAAUUGCCCGUGCUUUCUUAGGAUCCGGUGCUCGCUCGGUGUUGGUUGCGCUGUGGACCAUUCCGGACUUAGCAACAGAGCAGCUAAUGAGUAGGUUUUACGAACAUCUUGUUGAAGGAGAAAGUGCCAGUGAAUCCCUUCAUCGGGCCAUGAGGUGGAUGAGAAAAAACCGCUAUACCAAAGUGUCUGAUUGGGCUUCGUUUACGCUGAUUGGAGAUGAUGUGAGGCUCGAGUUUGAAAAGCAAAGGAAAGAAGGCGAGAAUAUCUCGAAGGAAACAGACCUUAAAGACUUUUAG
Molecule: messenger RNA, 4098 nt
Organism: Pocillopora damicornis (cauliflower coral)
Lineage: Eukaryota; Metazoa; Cnidaria; Anthozoa; Scleractinia; Pocilloporidae
Product: tetratricopeptide repeat protein 28-like
Source: RefSeq, a predicted model, not a curated record